GGUUUCCUUUAUUAACCCACUCACAGAACCAGCUCAGUCAGACAAACCGUGUUGUUCCAGAGUUGCAGUGAUCUGAAUAUACCUCUGUAAACACCAUCAUGUGGGCUGAAGAUGAUUUGGAUCCAGGAGUUCCCUGUCUUGAAAGCUACUCAGAGCCUACUGAUGGGAAAGUGUAUCGAAUGUAUCAUGGUACCUCUGCACAGGCUGCUGCCCAAAUCAUGAUCACUGGCUUUAAACAAUCUGCAGACGGCAUGUUAGGGCGUGGUGUGUACCUCAGUCGUGAUCUUAAUAAGGCCAGUAGAUACCCUUUGAAUCUGCCUGAGCACCAGAGAGUUGUUAUAAGGGUGAAAGUCAAUGUUGGGAGAGUGAAGAAAAUCGAUCGCCAAGGUCACCCUCUGCAGAAAACCUGGCAUGAUCAUGGGUACGACACUGCUUGGUGUCCUCCUAGAUGUGGCAUGGUUCCAAGUGGUCUAGAAGAAGAUUGUGUGUGGGAUCCAGCACGUAUUCAGAUUAUUGACGUAAUUCAUCCAAGAACAACACCAGUACCUCAGUUUCCUGUAUUCAUGUACAACUUCAACAUGUGGGCUGAAGAUGAUUUGGGUCCAGGAGUGCCCUGUCUUGAAAGCUACUCAGAACCUACUGAUGGAAAAGUGUACCGAAUGUAUCAUGGUACCUCUCCAGAGGCUGCUGCCCAAAUCAUGGGAACCGGCUUUAAACAAUCUGCAGACGGCAUGUUAGGGCGUGGUGUGUACCUCAGUCGUGAUCUUAAAAAGGCCAGUAGAUACCCUUUGGAUCUGCUUGAGCACCAGAGAGUUGUUAUAAGGGUGAAAGUCAAUGUUGGGAGAGUGAAGAAAAUCGAUCGCCAAAAUCACCCUCUGCAGAAAACCUGGCAUGAUAAAGGGUACGACACUGCUUGGUGUCCUCCUAGAUGUGGCAUGGUUCCAAGUGGUCUGGAAGAAGAUUGUGUGUGGGAUCCAAGACGUAUCCAGGUCAUUGAUACAAUUCGUCCACGAACAUAAUCAGGACCAUUCCAUGACUUUUACUUGGUUGUAAAAAUUCCUAUCAGUAGUUCUAAAAGAUAAAAUCAACACUGUCAAAGUCCAGGUCUCGAAAAUAACUUUGAACUAAUAAAACAACUGAAAAAAAAAAA
Messenger RNA from Pangasianodon hypophthalmus (striped catfish), 1150 nucleotides. RefSeq lists its product as uncharacterized. The record is from RefSeq and is a predicted model, not a curated record. Lineage: Eukaryota; Metazoa; Chordata; Actinopteri; Siluriformes; Pangasiidae. The transcript is spliced from 3 exons. The coding region runs from base 99 to 1019 and encodes 306 amino acids. Gene Ontology annotation, cellular component: cytoplasm. Gene Ontology annotation, molecular function: NAD+ poly-ADP-ribosyltransferase activity.